Symbiodinium sp. CCMP2592 is the source of this 5523-nucleotide messenger RNA. The record is from the annotation of a GenBank genome assembly. Lineage: Eukaryota; Dinophyceae; Suessiales; Symbiodiniaceae.
AUGGCAAAUGUGGCGGGAUCGGGCUGCGCCGGAGCCACCCAGCUGCGGCAUUGGGAGUAUGCCUUCAGCAAGGAGGAGCUGCGGAAGCCGCUCUCUGCUAGAGCUGGAAGGAGUCCUCGCGAGCGUUGCCGGCUUCUCCAGCGUUCGAAGCUGUCGUCUCGGCCGGUGAAGCCACGGGGUCGAGGUGGUGUGGCCGUACAACAGCUGGCGGAGCUUGCAGAGGGUUGCUGGGGCUCUGCCACGCGAAACAGCUCGGCAGAAGAUGAGGGCAGCCUUGCAAAGCAGGAAGCCGUCCUCCAGGUUGCCGAGUCCUGGCCGUCAGUCGGCGAGGAGAAGGAGGAACUCCCGAGCUUCCAACAUCGUCCAGGGGUCAACGGCUUGCUCCUGGGCUUCGAGUCAAAGGAUGCAUUCUACGGCCAAAGGUCCGGUGCGGAGGUGGAGCAGGAGCUUGCUCGGCUCGCGAUGCUUCUCCAAAACCUUCUGCGAGAGUUUGCCAUCCUCAAGGACUCUGUGGGACAUCUGGAAGAUGAGACCGGCAGUGUCCAGGAAGUGGGAAACAGGCUCGAAAGAAACUGCCUCAAUCAGCUGGAGGAAGUCAACCAGGGCAUUUCGUUAAAGAUGAAUUCCAUGGCUUCCAAGGUUGAUGAGGCGACUGCAGCGGUGGCUAAGACGGACAAGUUCAUCAACUCCAAGUUUCAGGCUUUGCUGCAGCGCACGGAUGCGAGAUGUGAAUCCGUGGAGUCGAUGUGGGAGGACUUCCGGAACGGCGUUCACGAGCGAUUCGAGUCGAACGAGCUCAGUAGAGAGGAUUGGUCACGACGGCUGCAGCAGCAACUUCAGUCGACGCAUCAAUUCGCAGAGGAUCUUUCCGGCCGUCUGGAUGCUCGCCAUGCACAGUCCAAAACGUGGGUGGAGGAGUUGCGAAGUGAAACUUUCAACCACAAGUACCAGCUGUCGUGGCUGAACCAGGAGAUGGACUGCCAGAAGCAGCUGAUGGUGGCCAGGGUGGCUGAGGUAGAGAAGGCCGCUGCCGACAGCGCCGCAAAGCAGGUGGCGGCUGCAAUCGAGCGUGAGGAUCAACUCCACACUCGACAAGCCUCAGCAGAGGAGGCUGCGCAGCAGAUGUUCAAGGACUUGAAGGCGCAAAUGCAGGAACAGCGGGACUCCGAGACCGAGGAAAGGCUCAAGCUGUCCCAGUCUCUUGUGGAGUUGGAGAAGCGAGUCGCCAGUCAGAUCGACGAGCAGGUGAAUUGCGAGGAGCGCCUUCGAAGUCGACAUGACUCGGCAGUCGAGGCUGCGCAGCAGAUGUUCAAGGAGUUGAAGGCGCAAAUGCAGGAACAGCGGGACUCCGAGACCGAGGAAAAGCUCAAGCUGUCCCAGUCUCUUGUGGAGUUGGAGAAGCGAGUAGCGGGGCACGAAGAGACGCACACGAAGGUGCAGGCUCUGCUGGAGGACAGCGAUACUCAGAUUCGCGCCGCCGAAGAGCGAACCCUCGAGCACUGCAACCAGGUUCUUGACGACUUGCAUUAUGAACUCACAGCCUCCAUGGAGGACGAAGGCAAGCGGCUUCAACAAGAAUGCCUGCAAGAACUGGACAAAAUCAACGAGGACAUUGAGCUGAAGAUGACUUCCAUGGCUUCCAAGGUUGAUGAGGCCACAGCGACGUUGGCCGACACAAAAGCCUUCAUCGUCUCAGAGCUAGAGGUCCUGCAGCGGCACACGGACGGAAGAUGUGAAUCUGUCGAGUCGAUGUGGGAGGACUUUCGCAGAGGCAUUCUGGAGCGCCUCGAUUCCAACAAGCUCACCACAGAGGAGCUUUCGGAGCGGUUGGAUGCUCAUCAUGCUCAGUCGAAGAAGUGGGUGGAGGAGUUGCGAAGUGAAGCUUCCAAGGAAAAGCAGAAGUUGUCGUGGCUGAUCCAGGAGAUGGGCCGCCAGAAGCUCGAGACGAGAUCGCCCGGAGUUGCGGAAGCCGCGCGUGGAGAGGUGAGACCGCAAGUUUCGCGUGCCGUAGAGCCGCCGGCCGCAGCGGCGUCACAGGAGGCAGCUGUGGCUUCCAAGCCUCCGCUUGAGCCCUUGGAGAGGAAGGCUGACCUGGCUCCCGAGGAGGCCGUGAUUCCCACGCCCUCGCCUUCGAGCGCAGCGCCAGCCGAAGCAUCCAGGCCCCAGACCGUGUCGGCGGAGCACACCGACGGAUCUGCCGAGGAGGCGCCACGAGAGUCGCCUGCCACAGAACCGCCGGCAGCAGCUGCAUCGCAGGAGGCAGCUGUGGCUUCCGAGCCUCCGCUUGAGCCCUUGGAGAGGAAGGCUGACCUGGCUCCCGAGGAGGCCGUGAUUCCCACGCCCUCGCCUUCGAGCGCAGCGCCAGCCGAAGCAUCCAGGCCGCAGACCGUGUCGGCGGAGCACACCGACGGAUCUGCCGAGGAGGCGCAAGAGUCGCCUGCCACAGAGCCGCCAACAGCAGCUGCAUCGCAGGAGGCAGCUGUGGCUUCCAAGCCUCCGCUUGAGCCCUUGGAGAGGAAGGCUGACCUGGCUCCCGAGGAGGCCGUGAUUCCCACGCCCUCGCCUUCGAGCGCAGCGCCAGCCGAAGCAUCCAGGCCGCAGACCGUGUCAGCGGAGCACGCCGACGGAUCUGCCGAGGAGGCGCAAGAGUCGCCUGCCACAGAGCCGCCAACAGCAGCUGCAUCGCAGGAGGCAGCUGUGGCUUCCAAGCCUCCGCUUGAGCCCUUGGAGAGGAAGGCUGACCUGGCUCCCGAGGAGGCCGUGAUUCCCACGCCCUCGCCUUCGAGCGCAGCGCCAGCCGAAGCAUCCAGGCCCCAGACCGUGUCGGCGGAGCACACCGACGGAUCUGCCGAGGAGGCGCCACGAGAGUCGCCUGCCACAGAACCGCCGGCAGCAGCUGCAUCGCAGGAGGCAGCUGUGGCUUCCAAGCCUCCGCUUGAGCCCUUGGAGAGGAAGGCUGACCUGGCUCCCGAGGAGGCCGUGAUUCCCACGCCCUCGCCUUCGAGCGCAGCGCCAGCCGAAGCAUCCAGGCCCCAGACCGUGUCGGCGGAGCACACCGACGGAUCUGCCGAGGAGGCGCCACAAGAGUCGCCUGCCACAGAACCGCCGGCAGCAGCUGCAUCGCAGGAGGCAGCUGUGGCUUCCGAGCCUCCGCCUGAACGGGUCCUGGCGGAGGAUGUUCACCGGUCUAACGAGGUCACCUACGGGGUUUCUGGAUCCUCUGGUCAGACAGGAAGCGAGGCAUCAUCUGGGAGCCAGCCUUCGGCAAGCGACGGCGGGAGACCGGCAGCGGCGGCGCUCACGGAGUCGUCGAUAAGUUCGGAGAGCCGCUCAGGCGACGCACCCGGCCCAUACAGACCCGGGGCACAAGCACGCGCAAGAGGCGGUUCGGCUUCCAGUGCAGAUGCAGCGAGCAAGCCGCUGGAAACAGAAGGGAGCAGUUCGAUUUCUUCGUCCUGGGAGGGAACCGGACCCGGAAAGCCGGAAAGCGGCAGAGUUAUGGCGACCCGAAUGCUGGCUGAUGCGCUCAAAAGUUUCUCCGGUGAUCUCCGGCAGGCAGCGAGAAGUAUUUCAUCUCGGCUUUCCUCGCCCACUAGCUCCCAUCGACCGAGUCUGGCCCCUUCUCCGGCGACUUCUCCCAGGGAGGAGCUUCGUGCCAGCUCGCGUCACAGAACCGCUCCUGCCGCCCUGGCGAAGGAAUCGCCUCCAUCCGUGGAGCCAGCUGCACAGCGCGAUGUGGAAGCUACUGCGAAGAAAGCGACAGGGCAGGUUGCAGCGCCAGCUGCGGGAGCUCAGGGCACUGCAUCGUCAGCACCCUCACCUGGGAGACCACGCUCAGCUGCUGAGGUGGUGGCGUCGCGCAAGUCUUCUGCUGCGGAGCCGAUUGCAGAAGAUGCAGUCCACAAGGCAGCCACGGGUUCUGCAUCUCCACUUUCGCGACCAUCGAGUGAGGAAGGGCGCGGGCCUGAUAGCAGCUCGCGGGCCCAUGCUGAUGCGGCUCCCAAAGAGGUGGCGUCGCGCAAGCCUUCUGCUGCGGAGCCGAUUGCAGAAGAUGCAGUCCAGAAGGCAGCCACGGGUUCUGCAUCUCCACUUUCGCGACCAUCGAGUGAGGAAGGGCGCGGGCCUGAUAGCAGCUCGCGGGCCCAUGCUGAUGCGGCUCCCAAAGAGGUGGCGUCGCGCAAGCCUUCUGCUGCGGAGCCGAUUGCAGAAGAUGCAGUCCACAAGGCAGCCACGGGUUCUGCAUCUCCACUUUCGCGACCAUCGAGUGAGGAAGGGCGCGGGCCUGAUAGCAGCUCGCGGGCCCAUGCUGAUGCGGCUCCCAAAGAGGUGGCGUCGCGCAAGCCUUCUGCUGCGGAGCCGAUUGCAGAAGAUGCAGUCCACAAGGCAGCCACGGGUUCUGCAUCUCCACUUUCGCGACCAUCGAGUGAGGAAGGGCGCGGGCCUGAUAGCAGCUCGCGGGCCCAUGCUGAUGCGGCUCCCAAAGAGGUGGCGUCGCGCCAGUCUUCUGCCGCGGAGCCGAUUGCAGAAGAUGCAGUCCAGAAGGCAGCCAUGGGCUCCGCGCCUCCACUUUCGAGACCGUCGCGUGAGGGAGAUCGCAGGUCGGACAGCACCUUGGCAGACGGUGCUGAUGCGGCUCCCAAAGAGGAUUCAGAGCCGGCCUCACAGCCGUCACAAGUGCCUGCGUCAUCACAGACUUCCAGCCCGCCUGAUGUCUCGGGCCUUCCGAUGGAGGAUGCACUGAAGGUGCUCCUGAGUUCCGUGAACCGCGCCUCACAGGAGCUAGCACUUCUUACCCAGGAUGAGCCCGGCAAGAAGGUCACUCGCGCGGCUUCCGGAUCCUUUGGCCAAGGCCGAGGAAAUGAGGCAUCCUCGGGGAGCCAGCCUUCGGCCAGCGCCGGAAGGACACCGGCAGCCGCCGCGCUCACGGAGUCGUCGAUGAGUUCGGAGAGCCGCUCAGGCGACGCGGCUUCCAGCGCAGAUGCAGCGAGCAUUCCGCUGGAAACAGAAGGUCGUGCCGAAGGGCCAGUCGACGCAGAGCCGCUUGAAACAGGUGAGGCGACAUCCAGCGCGGAUGCAAGACGCCUGCCGGAAACCGAUCGCGUCGGAAAUCUGCCGGAUCCAUCGGUUGGUUUGGCAGGAGUCAACUGGAGUGCCGUGGAUCUCAACACCGGCUUGGAAGACAGCGGAAUGCUGAAACAGAUCAGCUUCAUGAGCAACGAGGAGAAAUCCGGGCUGUCCCUGAGCUCGCACUCUCCAGGCAGCCAGGCGGCAGGUGUUGCCGAGACGUACCAAGAGGGCUCGGAAAGCAGUGCGGUCAACUCGGAGGAGGAUCUCCCCGUGUUUGGUUCGCUGCCGGCUGCGCGUCCACCGGCGGAGGAGCCUUUGCCCUCUUUCGGACCACGGAGCUCCCGGCCCUGGAGCCCCGGACGCGCCUACUCAGGCAGUCGGAUGCAGCUGGACGAGGAUUCAGAUGGCUCCCUGGCUCCGGACAGCGACGGCUUCCUUGACUUAGACCUCAUCUGA